CAUUUAUUUAACAUUUUGGUGAAAAUAAAUUGUUGUUCGAGGGCUCUUCCCCACUCCCUGAGACGUAAACCAAUUAAAUUGCUUAAAUUUCUGAUUGACUGGACUCGUAGCCAAUAGCUAACCGCGCUACAAAAACGACGCAUAUCGCGGUGUCUCUCUCUCGCUCUCUCGCUCCCUCCUCGGUGUGCGGCGCAGCGGGCUCCUCUUUCCGGCGCAGUUCGCUUUGGAUGCUGAUGCUGAGGCUUCUCGCUGAUCUGUAGCAUCGCUAGGUCUUCUACGUUUAUCGCCAUGUUGUAUUGUCUGAGGCUGCAGCACUGCGUUGACCUCUGUCUGGGCGGCCUGCUGUUGUUUUUAGCGGUGGGGCUGCAGCAGGUGGAAGCAACAUCCUCUGCGGAGAUGAUCGACUUGAACUGGAAGCCGUUCAUCUACGGAGGGAUGGCCUCGAUUGUUGCAGAAUUUGGGACCUUUCCCAUUGACCUGACAAAGACUCGCUUACAGGUCCAGGGUCAGUGCCAGUACACGGAGGUGCGCUACAAAGGCAUGUUCCACGCCCUCUUUAAGAUCGGCAAGGAGGAAGGCAUCCGAGCGCUCUACUCUGGGAUUUCUCCGGCUCUGUUGAGACAAGCUUCCUACGGGACGAUCAAGAUCGGAACCUACAAUUCUCUAAAGAGGCUGUUUGUGACUAAUCCAGAAGAUGAGACGAUGGUCAUCAACGUGUUCUGCGGCGUUGUGUCCGGAGUCCUGUCCUCUUCUCUGGCCAACCCCACUGACGUCCUCAAGAUCAGGAUGCAGGCGCAGGGCAGUUUGCUCCAAGGCAGCAUGAUGUCCAACUUCAUGAACAUCUACCAGACCGAGGGCACCAGAGGGCUGUGGAGGGGUGUCAUCCCCACAGCACAGCGGGCGGCCAUCGUGGUCGGGGUGGAACUUCCUGUCUAUGACAUCACAAAGAAGCACCUCCUUCAAUCGGGCCAGAUGGGAGACACUAUCAUGACGCAUUUCAUCUCGAGCUUCACGUGCGGCUUGGCCGGGGCGCUGGCGUCCAACCCCGUGGACGUGGUGCGGACCCGCAUGAUGAACCAGCGCGUUUCGUCGGGGGCCCCCAUGUACAAAGGGACCCUGGACGGACUGAUGCAGACGUGGAAGAACGAGGGCUUCUUCGCUCUCUACAAGGGGUUCUGGCCCAACUGGCUGCGGCUGGGUCCUUGGAACAUCAUCUUCUUCAUCACCUUCGAGCAGCUGAAGAAGCUCCCGUUCUAAGCGGCGCAGGAGGCGGGACUUGGCCGGUCUGUUGGACUGUGUUGGGCGUAAGAAGGGUGUGAGCACGGCAGCACCCGGCGCUCAUUCACAACCCCCCCACCCCCUCCCCCCCCCCAAAUGUACGGCGAUGAUGCGACACUGCAUUUGGUCAUCUGCCUCCAUGCUCAUCCAAAUCUUCUGUUCUGUGUCCCUUUUUCGGGUUUUAGUUUUUAUUUAUGGUCACUGGUUGUGUUUUUGUACUGUUGCCGCGGCGAUCGCUCUCGCCACCGACACUCCACCAGGCAGCUAGAUGUUCCCGCUGUAGCAGAAGACGGGACGUGGAUUCCCUUCCAGGAGAACUUUUGCCUUUUUUUUAAAAAGACACCCACUUUUCACACAUUUGGAGAAAAAAAACUGGAUAAUUAGUUAUGUUUGUCGCAGAAUAUCCGUUCAGGUUUCUAAAAGCUGAAGGUGAAAUUUUAAAAUUGAACAACGUACACAAACCCAGCAUUUUGAACUUUUUGCAUCUGCAUCUUGUUUUUAAGUCGGUUUAAACUGCUGAAUGGGGAGGAAGAGUUGCAUGAAAGAGAUGCAGAGAGACCGGUAUUAAGACUAAAGAGAAGGAGGAGAGUAGAACACCGUAUUUAUCUAAAAAUUAGUACAUUACAAAGCUCGAGGAGAACAUUUUCAUGCUUUUCUUGUAAGUUAUGACCAUAUAAAAGGUUUUUUUGCUCCUGGAUUUAAAUUUCAUUUCUCAUAAAAAAAAAUGUCAUCUCAUGAGCUGACAUGCGACUUCACAGAGAUUUGUUUGUACGACUUUAAUCGCAGGUUUCUUUUCUCUUCAUGUUAGCUCUCCUCCUGCAGCUCUGCCAAUCAUUCUUCUUCUAUUCGUCACCUACAGAGACCCCGAUACGCCGCCGUAACAGUUACGUUCAAUAUGACGAGAACAUUUGUACAUUGAGGUGCCUCAAAAAGUGCAGUUUAAUCUGAAAAUGGACCCGUUGUCAGACGAUGACUCGACACUUUGUGUGUUUUGUUCUAUUAAUUACUUGUUCGGAUUUGUUUCAGACUCAUUUGAACACAAAACUCUGAACAUCUGGGAUCUCAAGAGUGAGUGAAGUUAUACUUGAAACGAGCAAAAGUCUGAACCAAAGCCUUUUAAAAUGAGCCUCUAAAAACCCUUCACAGCCAGACUGUGCUCUUCCUCCUCUCGGUCUGUAUUUCUAAGCAAAUUUUCACUCCCUAUGAAGGUGUUUUACAUUUUAUCUUUUCUAUGGAUGCGUUUCUUUUUGUCACCUGCGCACUAUUUGCACUAUUGAGGCACAUUUUUAUAGCUGCAAGUCUUACAUUGAAAAUGCAGAGAUUUAAGUUCAACUGCACACAUAAAACAAACCAAAUUGGAAUAAGUUGUGUUUUUUUUAAAUGUUUAAUGCGCACACGUAAACUAUUUAAGCAUCGGUAAACAUUUUCAUGCUGUUUUGUUUG
This is a messenger RNA of Pungitius pungitius (ninespine stickleback), 2721 nucleotides long. RefSeq names its product solute carrier family 25 member 14 (gene slc25a14). Lineage: Eukaryota; Metazoa; Chordata; Actinopteri; Perciformes; Gasterosteidae. The coding region runs from base 289 to 1257 and encodes 322 amino acids. Gene Ontology annotation, molecular function: transmembrane transporter activity. The record is from RefSeq and is a predicted model, not a curated record. Gene Ontology annotation, biological process: transmembrane transport. The transcript has 8 exons.